This is a messenger RNA of Sitodiplosis mosellana (orange wheat blossom midge), 6794 nucleotides long. Its product is annotated as monocarboxylate transporter 10. Gene Ontology annotation, biological process: transmembrane transport. The record is from RefSeq and is a predicted model, not a curated record. The transcript has 14 exons. Bases 1519 to 3696 code for a protein of 725 amino acids. Lineage: Eukaryota; Metazoa; Arthropoda; Insecta; Diptera; Cecidomyiidae. Gene Ontology annotation, molecular function: monocarboxylic acid transmembrane transporter activity.
AAGCUUUGUCGACCCUUUUCCUUUCCUUGUUGACUCCACAUUGUAACGGCAAAUACGAAUCGAAUCCGUGGAAAGAAAAACUUUGUGUCAAAGAAAGUUGAUAGAAAUCAAAUUAAACGUGAUUGCUUGUUAGUGAGAGCGAAUACCGUGUCACUGUGAAAAUUUAUAGAAAUACUGAGUCGUGAUAGAGCAUCUAUUUCCAAUCACGCAAACAUUUUUCACCUGACAAACACUCAAAACAUAAAAUACAGUGAUUUGCGAGUAGAACGAUUCAACAGCAGUAGAAGAAGAAGAAAGAAAAAAAACACGCAACUAAUUUCCUUUUUUUGUGAUUUUCGAAACAGUUUCGUGUGAAACGGUGAAUUGACCACUCAACAGUGCCAAAGUGCCAAUCUGAUCUACAUGCAAAUGUAAUUAUAUUCGUCGUUGAAUGCGAAACAUACAAGGCUAUUCACAAACGAUUCAAUAGCCAUCGUUCGAUAUUACAGGGCAAUAUUUUGAAUUCAACCAUUGUUUUGUCGUCGCAGUAGCAGCAAAAAUAACAGCAAUAGCACCCAACUGGUAUUAAUCCCACAUCCAUAUUCCCCGAAGAUCACCGAAAAGGAGCGAGAAAAAAGAAAAACUAUCUGGCAUCGGAACGUGUUCGAGCAAUAUUGCAUUGGAUUUGAGUGUGUGUGACAUCGUCAAACGAAAUUACGAGGAAGAGUAAAAAAGCGAGUACAUGCAUCAAAUAAACCGGAAACAAAUUACUCGAUAACAUCACGAAAUGCAAACAACACUACAAAAAUGGAGCAAUUACUAGUGCAACGCAUUAGCAGUACCAAAGCACGACCGUGUCUAGUGAGUAAUAAAGUUGAAUAACAUUUGGCCAAUCAACGACUGCUGCCCAUCGAAGUUCGACAACGUAGUUCAGAGAGAUACAGUUUCUGACGAUCAUCAACAAUUCAAAACAUUUAGAUUACCAGAUCUGUUGACACGAACAAAAUAUUGCGUGGUGUGUGUGUGUGAGAACAAGACAGUAGCAGGAAAAAAGCACCAGAGUGUGAACGAAAAUCGAUUGCCCUGAAAACUGCCGAUUAAUUGAAAAUGCAUUGCACUUGUAGAUUGAACAAUCAAUGGAACCAACGUCGUCAUUCUAAUCAAAAUAUGUCAACAGCUGGUUGCAAUCACAGUGGAUCACAGCAACAAAUUCAAUCGAACGGACCGGUCAUACUAAAAAGUUGCCUUGGUUCGGCUACCUCACAUUCGUGUCUACCAAAUAUUUUGUCCCAAUCCCAAAAUCACUUGCACUGUACGUCAGCUAACCAAUUGCCACAGCAGCCGCAGCAGCAGCCACAUUCACAAAAUGUGACACCUUGACGAUACUAUUGCAACUGUAAGAACCAGUGUAUUUUUUGUUCAACUUCGUGGUGGCCAACGUGCCCUCGUCUCACCGCCUCACAAUCAACGUCCAAUUGCUAUCCAACAACGCAAGGCAAUACCUCAACAUUUUUCCAAACCAAAGAAAACCAAUUAAACAUGUCUAACGGAAAUUGUUCGCCAGCAAUGUCAGUCUCACCUGUUCCAGUACCACCACAUCCUCCACCUACACAGCGCACCUGCUCCCGAUGCCGUUUCACCAUCGCUGACAAUCACACCGGCCAAUCGGCCAACAACUACGGAAAUGCCAACAAUUCGUACACAGGGUACGAUGGCCGUGGAGGUCGUUAUUACGAAGAAGAAGACUCAGCAUGCCCGGCGCUACUUGAACGUGAAUUUCAUUCAAUACAUCGGAAUGUGCCUGGCCUCCGAAGAGCUGGUGUCGACGCGAACGCCAUUCGACAGCACUUUUAUCCAGACGGUGGCUGGGGUUGGAUAGUAUGCGGUGUAGCUUUCCUAGCCCAUGUUAUGACGACUGGAUUUCAACUUUCCUACGGUAUACUUUAUCUCUUCGCAAAAGAUUAUUUGGGAAAUGAAACUGAAACGAAUUGGCUGGGUUCGACUAGUUGGGCCGUUUCGAUGUUUAGUGCACCGCUUAUAAUCGCAUUUUGUCGUCGUAAAUCAACGCGUUUAACAGCUGUCAUUGGCGGAUUAGUACUGGCACUCGGUAUAUUGUUUACGUCGUUUGCAAAAGAAUUGCAUCAAGUGGCCUUAAGUUACGGGAUUAUCGUUGGUGUUGGAGCGACAAUGGUGCGUGAAUCAUCGGCAGUCAUGUUGGGUCACUAUUUCAAGCGACGCAGACAAUUCGUCGAGAUGAUCACAAUGUCUGGUGAAGGUGUUGGCAUCGCAUUAUUUUCAGUCAUUUUAAAGGAGGGUAUCGAAAAACUGAAAUGGUGCCAUGGACUAAUAGCCGUUGCUGGUUUAAUGUCGUUAUGCUUUUUCAUGGGAUUACUUUAUCGACCUGCGUCACUUUAUCAUCCACAGCGGAGAGCCAUUCUCUUUAUGAAAAACCAACGGAAAAAGGUGAAAGAAAAGAAAACGCAUAUACGUACGCCAAAGCCACCGUUUUUGGACUUUUCACCGUUUAAAUCGUCGACCGUGCGAAUGUUAAUCAUAUGCUCAUCGGUCGCGUCAUUUGGUUCAUAUGCACCCUUGUUUUUUAUGUCACAGCAUGGUUCCGACGAGCAUUACGAUGUUCAAGAUUUAGUUUUAUUACAAACGUUUCUCGGUCUCUCGAUUGCAUUUGGCAUUGUGGCAAGUGGUUCAACGAUAAAUAAAAAUUUUACGAUUUCUUACCGGAAAAUUAAUAUAUCACGGCAGUAUGUGUGUCAGAUUGGUUUGGCAUUGGUUGCCAUUUCCACAUUGGUGAUAUCGGGUAUUGCUGGCUAUACUGCACUGUGCGUAACGGCCUGGGGCUAUGGAGUUGCGUUGGGUUGUUAUCGUUACACAUUAAAGAUGCUGGCAUUGGAACGAGUUCGAGCUAAACAUUUUACAAAAGCAUGGGGUUUUAUUCGAUGUGCUGAAUCGAUCCCGGUGCUGGUUGGUAUCCCGUUGACGGCAUUUCUCAACAAAGAAUCUCUUCGAUAUGGACGAGCCGGUUAUUUUGUUUGCUCAGCAUCCACGGCAAUCUCAGCCGUUCUAAUGUUCUUCAUCGGCUAUCCGAUGGGUGGCCGCCAGAAUUUAUCCAAAUAUUCGGCAAACGGCUCGAUUACUUCGCAUUUCACUGUACCAACGACGGAUUGCCCCGAUUUGCUAAAUCGCAGCUUCUCAUCGCGCUACAACAACUGGUACAGCAGUGGUACACAGUGCACCUCAUGUGUAUCGAACGGUUGCUCAUCGUUCCGGCAUCGUGUGAAUUUCAGCACACCAACACAUCAUCAAUACGGUGCGAAUCGAUGCUGUCAUUCCAAUCACUGUGUCAACCGCAUGCCAGUGGAAAAUGGAAAUGGUCGCUUACACAAGAGCCUUUCGUUCGCUUUUCAAACGCCGAUGAUGUGGAACGAUGGCUAUCGUACUUACCACGGUGCACCGAGUUACGCAACUACCGGCCGUUCGCAUUCAAGGUGUGAUUUGCAUCGUCAGUACAAUAAUCAAGUGGUUGCGAACGGUUUGCAACAUCAUCCAUCGCGCAGUAGGAGUGUUCCAGAAGGCUUGGCACAUGUAUCAACGCAACCUGGUUUUGAAUGCCAUUGUAGCCGAAAUCACUGGAGAUCGCAAAGUUUUCGACAUCCAAAUCGUUCGGUGCAAGUUGUCGAACAAAUCACAACUUCAGUGUAAAAUGCCAACUCAGUAAGUAUAGUGAAUGACCAAAACGGUUGAUGCAUGACGAAUUCCCAUUUCAAUGGCGACCAUUUUGGAUGCAAUUGUUGUACAUAGAUUGGAAUCGUGUCAUUUUUGUCAAUGUGGAAUGGCUAGCAAAAGCGGAUGGCAUAAGGUCUUCUAUUCAGUUGGCCAUCGACGAAAUCGUCUUUAAGCUAACGACUUUCAAGGGUUCAUGACAUUUUCGCCAUUAAAUGUCUCUCCUACCCAUUGAUGGCGAUGAUGUUGCGAAAUAAACACUUGUCAAGAUGGCAAUGUUGCCAUUACAUCUUGAAAAAGUCGUGUUGAAGAGCACAGUUAGCGACAGUACCUUCUCCUCCGAAAUUCGAUACACGAUAUAUGACGAUUAACUAAUACUGCCAUUUUACUAAAUAGAAAGCAAAAUAAAACACACUUUCUAAUAAGUUGCGAACGUGUUAUGAAUGUUAAGGCACAAGGCUUAGGUUAUGGAACAAUUUAUCGCAAAUGUGCCAAGUUUUGUUGUAAUUUCAUUUUUAGAAUUUAUUUCAUGUUCUAUUGCAUAAAUGUACGUAUUUUAUUGUUAUAGAUUUCCAAUUGCGGAAAUUUGUUCUCAAUUUAUUAUAUUCGAUGCGAUUGUGUACAGUCCAAGCAGACGUUUGUACCAUUUUUCGUCACGAAUUGUAAAAAAAAGCUUCUCAAUGGCUGUAUAUGAAGAUAAAACCGAAUACCGUAAAUUUAAUUAAAUUGUAUUUUCAACGUCAAUAACAACAACAACAAAAACAUUAAUUUAUUGCACAUUUUAUUGAACUCAUACUAUUUAAAACUCAUUGAAUGUACCUUUUAUUACCUAAUUCAUAAACGUUCGAUGUCAUGCAAAUUGACUGCGCUCAAAAGCAUUUCGUUUUCAGUGGCAAGGAGUCAUAGCUAUGUUGAGCUAGCUCCAUGUAUUUAGACCGAAAAUUGAUGUUUUGAAAAGUUACACUGAGCGAAAUGAGAUUAUCAGAAUCACCAACAUGAAGUUGUAAACGAGCGAAUUCCAACCAGGGUUGAGCAUUUUGCAAAAUUUUCUCCACAUAUCUCCUUAUAACUGAGUGCAGAAAAUUUUGCGAAAUGUCCAAUCCUGAUUGGAAUUCGCUCGUUUACGACCUUAUGUUGGUGAUUCUGAUAACCUUAUUUCCCUCUGUGUAUGUGUCAAUCACACACACACACACACACACACAUUUUUGCUUCUCGUUGGGAGGUGGGUUAGACAUCAAAUGUGGAGAAACCGAUGCAAUGUUUGUUGCUUUUUUCAAGUUCCAUUCCUGCAAUUUUCGUAUUGAAUAUGUGCAAGCAAAUUUGAUUUUUAAUUCGGAUUUCACAGAACCGAAUAAUAAUACGCUAUGUUGCUUUUGCAUCAUUGAAAAUGGUAAACAAUACAUUUCAUACAUGAAAUCAUCGUAAAUUCAAUGUAAUUUCUAUCAAAUAGAUUUUCAAAUAGUUUGUGGUUUUCCAAAUUGGUGUCUAUUCUAUCCAGAAAAUAACGUUCCGCAAACACUUAUUGAAUAUUUUUGUUCAGGCCGAAAAAAGAGCACCCCUUUGUCGAACACAUCAAUUUUCAUAGAGAAUUUUCGGAGUUUGAACUACAUAUUAAAACAAACAGCAACUAAUAUUUAACGAACCAUGUACUCUUAGAUCAUAAGCACAUAUUUACGUAUAACAAAAUAAAACACAGCUCCAAAUAUAGUGCACACGCAACAUAGCAUUUCUACGGAAUUUUAAAUAGGAAACAUUUUAACAAAGGGUAACAUGAUUUGACGGUUCUACGAAUUUCAAAGCACAUUUUCGAUUCCAUCAAUGUCAACAUUUCCUUUUUCAAGCUCCAGCAGAGUCUUUCCUUCUACUCAAACUUGCAAAUUUUAUAAAGAGAAAACUAAAGAAGUUUCCGCUUAUCAAUUUUACCACACCAUUUCUCGACGAUAAUGGCCGACAGAUGAAACAAAGCCUUUUAGACAUGUUCCCAUUUCGGAUUUCCAAUAGAUGGAAAAGAUAUUUACCCAUCGAAUCCUUUGACCAAAAAUUGUUAUUUGAAUAUCGGUUUCGGGGAUUCAAAUCAAUAUUGUGCUAAAUAUCUUGUGAAUUUCAUGUAUUUUGGGGUAUUACAAUGCUCAGUGCUCACUCCCCGUAUUUAUGUGUUUACAUUUUACAAAGUAAAUACUUUUCUGGAAUCAGAAAUAGCAAUAAAUUGAAUCCAAGGCUAGGGAUUGGACACCAUAUACAUAUACACAUUUAUUCAGUUGUAUCCUUUGAAUUUGGCAAAAUUAAUUGGUAAAAACGAAAUUGAAUCGUUAUAAAAUUGAGCAGUUUGGAAACGUUCGACGUGUUAUACUACUGACUUCGAGCACUUCUGUCUUUGAUUUCGUGUAUUAAGUGAACUUGAAGAGGAAGAUCAAUUGAAUGUUAUCAGUUAUGAUUGCAAUAUUCUAAUUCAGAACUAGAAGAAGAAAACAUAGUAAGAGCAGCAAUACUUAUUGCAUUGCUAAAGCCUCGAACGAAUGCAAAAUUACAUUUAAUUGAAUUAUUCAAAUAAGUUAAAUUGAUGAAAUAAAUUGAACCAUUUGAAAUUAAGUAAACUAUUUAGAGAGAAAAAAAUCGGAUAACCUUCCAAAAAAAUAAACAGAAAAAUGAUGGUGUCAAAUCCCUUUGAAUAUUAAAUGUGGCACAAACCAAGAGAGAAUUUAAACGAUACUCAAAAAACAGAAAAGAUAGAUUAAGAUUCCCAUAAAUAAAUGUUAUAAUACGAUAGUUAUCAAUUUCUUUCCCUCCCAUUUCAUUUAUUGUAUAUGAAAAUUUGCUUUUGCCGCAAAGAUGAACUCUACUUCUAAUUUAAUUUUCAUCCGUAUUUAGGUAUUGUACAAAGAAAUCUCUAAAUUAUAACAACCAAACUAAGAAAAAAAAAAUGUUAUGUCCUUUGUUAAAUUCUUCAAAUUCAAACAAAAAUCACUCUAAUUUUGAGGAUAACGAUUUAAAUCAAAGUUUUAGAUUCAAUUAUGAUGGAUUGGUAUAAUAAAAUAAAUGCAAUUGAAAAACGAAGUUAAUAAACAAACAAAUAGAUC